ACGACAUAAACCAACUAAAUCAUCAUGACUGGACGUGGUAAAGGAGGCAAGGCAAAGAGCAAGGCCAAGAGCCGCUCAUCCCGUGCAGGACUUCAGUUCCCUGUUGGCCGUGUGCACCGUUUCCUGAGGAAGGGCAACUAUGCUGGCCGCGUCGGAGCUGGUGCCCCAGUGUACCUCUCUGCCGUACUCGAGUACCUGACCGCUGAGAUCCUCGAGCUCGCUGGCAACGCCGCCCGCGACAACAAGAAGAGCAGGAUUAUCCCCCGUCACCUUCAACUCGCCGUCCGCAACGACGAGGAGCUGAACAAGCUUCUUGGUGGAGUUACCAUCGCCCAAGGUGGUGUCCUCCCCAACAUCCAGGCUGUACUCCUCCCCAAGAAGACCAGCAAGUCUGCUUCUGCUUAAAAAGUUUACACUAGUCGUCUAGUGAAAACGGCUCU
This is a messenger RNA of Strongylocentrotus purpuratus (purple sea urchin), 440 nucleotides long. Its product is annotated as late histone H2A.2.2-like. Gene Ontology annotation, cellular component: nucleosome. The coding region runs from base 25 to 405 and encodes 126 amino acids. NCBI's taxonomy places the organism in Eukaryota, Metazoa, Echinodermata, Echinoidea, Camarodonta, Strongylocentrotidae. Gene Ontology annotation, molecular function: protein heterodimerization activity; structural constituent of chromatin; DNA binding. The record is from RefSeq and is a predicted model, not a curated record. The transcript has a single exon.